GAAUCCUCUUUCUCUCUCUACAAAACGACGAAAACCCUAGAAUCUCUUCCUUUUCUCUCUGUAGGAAAAAGGUCGCAGACCAAAACCCUAAAAGUAGCUCUCUCUCUCGUGUGUCUUUCUCUCUCUUCUGGCUUGAGGUUGCAGAGACACUGGUUGUACUCCUGCGAUCUCAGAGUCAUAUAUUGUACCUCAGUAUCUCCGUGUCAGAAUUCAUCUGAGAGGGAUUUUCUUCUCCAUUUUGAAGCGCCGCUAUUACUACAGGCAAAAGCUUGAGUGAGGAAAAGAGAUUGUUAAGGAUUCAAAAGGUUUGAAGGCAUAAUGGAAAAUCUACUGUGCAAAGAAGAGCUUCUGAGGACUCCAUCAAGGGAGUCGAACUCCAUGUAUAGCGAUCCGCAAAAGUUGGGCCAUUUCGCUGUCCAAAAUGUUGAAUCGUUUUUCAAGAGCAUAGAAGACUGCGAAUUUGCAAUUAAGGUUAGCUUAGAGAAAGAAGCAUUUUACAUGCCUGAUCGUGGUUACGCUGAACGCCUCAGGGCCAUCAAUAUGGUGGACUCAAGAAUCAGGGCGGUUAAAUGGAUCCUCCAGUCUGCCGCUCGUCUCAGUCUCUCUUUUAGUACAAUGUUUGCGGCAACCAAUUAUCUGGACCGCUUCAUAUCCAAGUACUCCAGCACGGAAUGGAGGCUCUGGAUGAUGGAGCUCCUUCAAGUUGUGUGCUUAUCCAUCGCUGCAAAGUUCGAUGAAGUCUGUAUUCCAUCGCUAUUUAAAAUCCAGAUGAUGGAUGGGCUGGAAAAUUUAUUCGAUCAACGCGUGCUUCAAAAAAUGGAAUUAACGGUAUUAAAGACAUUGGACUGGCGCCUCAAUGCCGUUACCACUUACUCCUUCGUGGACACGUUUAUUGGGCGCAUGGGGCCUCUCCACUACGUCCUCCAUGAUUCAUUAACGGCGCGUGUCACGGAGUUCGUACUCAAUACUCUGCUAGACUUGGAUUUCCUGCAAUUUCGGGCGUCUUCUUUGGCAGCUUGUGCUUUACGAUGCGCCUUAGAAGAACUGCUUCCAUUGAUGGACGGUUACCAUGUUUCUGGUCUAUCUUCUAUCAUCCCACAGCAACAAAAGGAUGAAAUUGAAAGAUGCCAUGAGUGCAUGGAGCUUCGUUUGGUGGAUCCUCUUUGCAGUCUAACGACCUCAUACUGCCGCUUCUCUCCUCCAAGCCCAGUCACAGUCAUGACGACCGAGCACCUCGGGGCCCUUGGUUUCUCUCAAUAUCAAUCUCGACCGAAUGCUUUCUCUCUCUUCCAAGCAAAAUCGUCGGUCAUGGACCCUAAGGGGUGUCCUCUCUUCGAAGUUCAGCCAAUCUCGCUCAUGGUUCCAAACGAUUUCUCGCUCUACCAAACCCAACCCAAUUCUGUCAUCAACACUAAGAAGAGGCAGAGAGAAUCUAUAACUUGUGAACAUGUGGAACGCCCAUCUCUUAAAAUGAAGGUUUGAGCUUUGAAGUUUCUUCGUCUCCAAACCCUUACCCAUCUCUCAUAUAAACCCAAGGAAGAGGGAAAAAAGAGAGCAUCUCUCUGAAUUUUGACCUAAGUCUCCACCUCUCCUUUUUCUCAAGCAGAAGACUAGCCUGCCUGUCGAUACAGCACUUAAAUAAUGGGCCCAAGUCCUUUGGUUCUAAG
Amborella trichopoda is the source of this 1667-nucleotide messenger RNA. RefSeq names its product CYCLIN D7;1 (gene CYCD7;1). The record is from RefSeq and is a predicted model, not a curated record. Lineage: Eukaryota; Viridiplantae; Streptophyta; Magnoliopsida; Amborellales; Amborellaceae.